CAGCUAUACAUAGUCAUGGGCUUUUGUGAGGGGGGAGAUCUGUACCACAGACUGAAGCAACAGAAAGGUGAACUUCUUCCAGAGAGACAAGUUGUUGAGUGGUUUGUCCAAAUUGCUAUGGCUCUUCAGUAUUUGCACGAGAAACACAUCUUGCAUCGAGAUCUGAAAACCCAGAACAUCUUUCUGACAAAAACAAACAUAAUCAAAGUUGGCGACCUUGGCAUUGCGCGAGUGUUGGAGAAUCAGAACGACAUGGCCAGUACUCUUAUUGGGACUCCCUACUACAUGAGUCCAGAGCUCUUCUCCAACAAGCCUUACAAUUACAAGUCAGAUGUUUGGGCUCUAGGCUGCUGUGUGUACGAAAUGUCAACUCUUAAACAUGCCUUCAAUGCCAAGGAUAUGAAUUCGCUUGUUUACCGCAUUGUAGAGGGGAAGCUACCCCAGAUGCCCAGUAAAUAUGACCCUCAGCUGGGGGAUCUGAUAAAGAAAAUGCUGUCUAAGAGACCUGAAGACAGGCCCGAUGUGAAACACAUUCUCCGCCAGCCGUUCAUCAAACAACAGAUUUCCAUGUUUCUGGAGGCCACUAAAGAAAAAACUGCCAAAUCAAGAAAGAAGACUGUUAGUAGCCAGCCAAUCAGUGCGCAGUCUGAUGCGUCCGUUCAGUUGAAACACGAACAUCCCCCGCAAAGUCCCAAUUCUGAAUCGCACACCAAAGGAAAAAGGAUGGAGGAAAAUCAUUUUCAUCAACACAAAUUAUGCAACGGACCAGCGAUCAGCAUAUCAUCAAACUCUCCUUUGCCUCCUCAGACCUCCACAGUGGACAAUCUCAACACAACAGGGCAAUCCAUAGCAACCAUCAGCAACAUAAAUAUAGACAUACAACCCCAAGAAGAGCAGCCAAGGAAAACCAAGCCGUCUGAACAAGCAGCCAACACAAAGGCCAGUGACCAUGACCGUCACAACCCUGCGAUUAAUAAGAGGUGUGAGAAAGAGGAUCUCGCGCCACCCCAGGCGGCCCCACGAAAGCAAGUGUCGGGUGUCUGUGGUCGGGAAGAGAGGAGGGUAUCGAAUGAAAACAGCGCUCAUGUCCCACCUAAACCUGCAAACAGACUCAAGCCCUCGGUCGUAAAAAGGGCCCAAGACCUCGGCAUGGACGAUAAGGACGAUACUAUGAAGCUGUUCCAGGAGGCGGCGAUGGAAAGUCAAACGCACGAGGAACACGAGUCUCAUCCCGGGCCUGAGCCUACAUCAGCCAAUGAGACGAAGAGAAAAUCCGAAAGCCAGAGCGCCUCGGUGGACCGGGAUGAUAAAAAUGAUACGGUGACACUUCUGAAGGAAGGGCCCUUAGGAACCCACACAGAGGAAAGCAGAGUUAGUUUGGAAUCUACUGAUAAAUUACUUGAACCCUUUCUUCCCGUCUUAAUAACGGAGCCCCAAAAUCCAGACCCUGUCUCAGUCCCUCCAGAGCAGGCCGUACCCCUUUUUCACACCCCUUCCUCCUCUUCUGAGCCCUCCUUGUCACGCCAGCGCAGACAGAGGAAGAAGGAGAAAGCAUGUGAGGAUGAAGACAGAAUAAAAACGGCUGCUCCUAGACCUCUGCCUCCUCUCCCCGAGGAUGGGGGAAAACCGAGCAUGUAACGUAAUACUCCAUGUUGAUUUCUCUCACAGAAUCGUCCUCUGUCAGCUAGAGAGAGGAGAAGACUGAGGCAAUCACAGGAAAACCCCAGUCAAACAGUAAUCCCUGCAGCUAGGAGGGCAUCGUGUGAUGCCGUCUCAUUAGGCAGCAAACCAGCAGACCAACCAGACUACUCCAGAGCCUCAAGUGUAACCAUGGAAACUAAAAAGGAUAGAUCAGGCUGGAGACCCUCGGAUGAAGAUGAGUGCAGUUCUUCAGCCAGCUCCACAGAACGUUCAGAGGCCGAGUAUAAAGAAGGAAAGAACGAAUCCAAAGAAAUGCACGAUUUGGUUCAGAUGAUGACGCAGACGUUAGGAAUGGACUCACGAGAUGCCUUGCCCAAUCAGGAUGGUUCAAGCGUCGUCACCACCCCCGUAUCUGAGUUUAGGUUGAACAGGAAGUACAGAGAUACCCUGAUGCUGCAUGGAAAGGCCAGAGAUGGAGUGGGCGACUUCCACUUCAGUGAAUUUCCCUCAGAUGAUACAUCAGGACCAGCCAAGAUCAGGAGGGCCACUGAACGCCUGCGCACAGACGUGAUUAAAGGCCUCGGAGUGAAGCUCUUGGACAGAGUGCUGGACAUAAUGCAGGAGGAAGAUGAAGAGAAGAGAGAGCUCCUUCUGCGAGAACAAAUGGGAGAGGACAAGUACAAGACGUACGCUGUGAUGGUGCGUCAGCUGAAGUUCUUUGAGGACGUUGCCCUUAAGGAUUAA
This is a messenger RNA of Chanos chanos (milkfish), 2385 nucleotides long. RefSeq names its product NIMA-related kinase 4 (gene nek4). Gene Ontology annotation, biological process: protein phosphorylation. Gene Ontology annotation, molecular function: protein kinase activity; ATP binding. The record is from RefSeq and is a predicted model, not a curated record. NCBI's taxonomy places the organism in Eukaryota, Metazoa, Chordata, Actinopteri, Gonorynchiformes, Chanidae.